Molecule: messenger RNA, 1569 nt
Organism: Clonostachys rhizophaga
Lineage: Eukaryota; Fungi; Ascomycota; Sordariomycetes; Hypocreales; Bionectriaceae
Source: the annotation of a GenBank genome assembly
AUGGCUUCCACCGACAACAACAUAGUCCGCAAGGACUCUGCUGGUGCAGAUGUCGAGCGUGUUUCGUUAGACAAGCCCGUCAACGCUUCUGACAGAGUCGACAAGGAGCUUGCUCAGUAUACAUCUGACAUUCGAAUCAAUAUCUCGCCCGAGAGAAGCAAGGAGCUCAAGAAGAAGAUCGACAAACGUGUUCUCUCCAUCAUGAUCACGACUUAUUUCCUUCAGGCUAUCGACAAGGGAACGUUGUCCUUUGCUUCUAUCAUGGGCUUCCUCAAAGAUAACGGACUAGCGACUCCGACGGGCAAGGCGAAUCACUUGUACCCCUGGCUCACAACCUGUAUUUACAUCGCUAUCCUGAUCGUCGAGUACCCCCAAAACUACAUCAUUACCCGCGUACCGAUUGCAAAAUACUUGAGUUUCAGCAUUAUCGCCUGGGGUAUUGUCCUUGGCUGCCAUGCUGCCUGCAGCAACUUCACACAACUGGUUGUCGUGCGAACGUUGCUGGGUAUCUUCGAGUCAGCAUGCCAACCCGCAUUUGUGAUUCUUUCCUCUAUGUGGUACCGCAGAGAAGAACAGGCUGCUAGUGUGACUUACUGGUACAUGAUGAACGGUGCCCAGCAAAUUGUUGGUGGUCUCCUUGCCUACUGCUUUUCUCUCAUCCCCGCGGGCGGUGUCCUCAAGAGCUGGCAGUGGCUCUUCCUCGCGUAUGGCAUCAUCUCAGUCAUCUACGGCAUCGGCGUCGGCUAUUGGAUGCCCGACUCUCCCAUGCGUGCCAAGUGCUGGACCGAGCAGGAGAAGCACGAGAUGGUCGAGCGUGUCCGUGACAACCAGACCGGCAUGCAAAACCGAAAAUGGAAGAUGGAUCAGGCUAUUGAAGGCAUUAAGGACCCUCAGACCUGGGGAUAUGCUCUCAUCGCCCUUACCACGACGCUCCCAACGUCCGGUCUCGGUGCCUUCUUUAAUCUUAUCGUGAAGGACUUUGGCUUCAGUACGAUUGAGACGCAGCUUCUGGCCAUGGUUCUCGGCUUCUACAUCAUUUUCGUUCUCUUGACUUCGGCGUGGCUCGUCAAGAAGACAAACCAGAAUUUGCUGGUCAUGCUUUGCUUCUGCCUGCCAUCCUUCGCAGGGACUGCCGUUCUCAUGGCCGUCCCCAACAACAGCCUUGCCCAGAAAAUUGGACUGUUGAUCAGCUACUACAUCACUUUGUCCUUCUGGUCCGCCCAAACUCUCAACUUGUCCAUGAUUUCUCGAAAUGUUGCUGGGCAGACGAAAAAGUCAGUCGUUGUUGCAACCAACUUCAUUGUCUGGGCGGCUGGCAAUGCCAUUGGCCCGCAAGUAUUCUUGGAGCGAGAUGCCCCAAGGUACUUCAUCGCCUUCGCGACACAUUUGGGAUGCUAUGUGGUGCUUGUCGGUGCCAUCAUCUUCCUCCGAUUCUAUCUCCGUAGCCAGAACAAGAAGAGAGACAAACUGGCUGCUGAUGGUGUUGCUGAGGCUCGUGAUGAGAAUAUGACUCGUGCCUGGGAUGAUUUGACUGACAAGGAGAACUUGAAUUUCCGAUACGUGUACUAG